Molecule: messenger RNA, 280 nt
Organism: Mycena citricolor
Lineage: Eukaryota; Fungi; Basidiomycota; Agaricomycetes; Agaricales; Mycenaceae
Source: the annotation of a GenBank genome assembly
UCAAGAAGAUAUUGCUUGUCCUUGUUGUAUCCACCGCCGAACGGAGUGGCGACCGUCCCCAGGGCCUGGUCCACCGCCUGGAAAACAUACCAGUCGGCAGCCCAUGGCCCGAUAUCCUGGCAUAAAGCUGCGCCGAUAGUCGAAAUAUCUUUCAUGUUGUCGUGCGCGAAGUCCGGCGUCCCUCGCGUCAUCCGACCCAGUUUUCCGCGCAGAGAAAUGACAUAGGGAUCAUUCUCAAUGUCCAUCGCGUCGUAAACCGUAUCAAACGCGGCCAGAUUUG